Messenger RNA from Gordionus sp. m RMFG-2023, 3663 nucleotides. RefSeq lists its product as uncharacterized. The transcript is spliced from 2 exons. NCBI's taxonomy places the organism in Eukaryota, Metazoa, Nematomorpha, Gordioida, Chordodea, Parachordodidae. The coding region runs from base 137 to 3607 and encodes 1156 amino acids. The record is from RefSeq and is a predicted model, not a curated record.
UCGAUAACAAUAAAUAAUUGUAUCAAAAUAUAAUCUAUUAAAUAUUUUAAAAUUUUUAUUUCGAUAAACAAAUAUUAUCCACUGUUCUUCACAUACUUAUCUAUUGAAUCUUAAAACUUUCCACAAUUUAAAGAAAAUGAAUAUUCAAACAUCCACACAGGAUACCGGUCUAUCAGGGUAUUCAUUAUCUCCAGAUUCUGUUAGGAAUGAAUCAUCAGAUAUUUCGUCAUUUACUCCUUCAGUCAAUAAAUUUAAAUGGUUUAGUUCUGACAAAAAUUUAAAAAAACAUGAUAAAUAUGGAAAAACUGAGGCAACAACAGACUUUCAGGAUGUAAAAUAUAAUAAGAAGCACGACAACUAUCAUCUCUCAACUCAUGACCAAAACUUUAUAUCCUCCAUGAGCGCAAAUGAUAAAAAGAACCAAGUCAGUGAUUUUUUGUACGCUAAAUCUCCGAUGUAUGAUUACAAAGAGGGCGUAUUAUUCCAAACUAAUUAUAAUUGGCCAGAUAAAAAAACUUUCAAAGAUGAAAAUGACUAUAUUGUUCAGCAAAACUUUGAAAGAGAUGGAUUCCAAGAAAGUCAUGGAAAAAUGGAGAGAGAAACUGGAGACAAAAGAGGCACCAUCUCUCGAGAAACUUGGUCAAAAAUCGGGAAAGACAAAUCAAUCCGGGAAGAAAAUUUAAAAUUCCAACAUUAUGGGCCUAUAUCCAAUUUACCUACUGCCUUACCCCCAGAAAGUAAAGAUAAAAUUUUAUCAACUUUAUAUGGCGAUGAGCGAGCCGGAAAACUUUUGGAAGAGCAAGAUUUAGUCUAUAAUAAUCGUUCUAUAUUUCCGAGGAAUAUUGAAGAUGUCCUGAAAAAUGAGAAAAGAUACGAUGGGUAUUCACAAGAAUCUGAUAAGGACAAAGUUACGACAACUAAAGAAAAUAUAGUAGAGCAAAGCUAUUGCGAUGAGUAUAUAAGUCAGUCUGGGACCAAGCCUUAUAUCGUACAACAAAUACCAACGGAAACUUUAUAUAGAGAAACGUCGGACAACGGAAUCACUGAAAAGUACUACCGUAAAAAUAUCGAAGAUGAAAAUAUCACCUAUUUUGGGCAUCCUUCUUUGGCAGCAUCCACCAUCAAUUCUUUUACCGAAAAUACAUAUGCAUUUGAUAAAGAAAAAGAAAGAUUGAACAAUAAAAUAUCCCUCACAGAUUCAAACGAUCACAUGAUAUCCAUUCACGGCGGUAACAAUAAAUAUCACCGGCAGAAUAAUACAAAAGAAAUAUCCGAAGGCACUUUUAAAGAAAAAAUUUACAAAAAAAACAAAAUGAUCGAAGAAGAAGUAUUUCUGCCAAAUGGUUCUUGCUAUUCAUCCACGGUCGUGCCCCUCAAGAAAAAUGCAUCGGUUCAAUAUGAGAUGAAACCCUCUUACAGGGUUGUGUUCGAAAAGCUGACUAGAAAAGAACGGAUUACUGAACGUGAAGCUUUGGACAAGGAAAACGCGGCGACUCAAACAUACGUUCCAUUCCUUCCUCGUCCAUCUCCGCCCAUAAUUAAGGAAAUCAGUAUGUCAACUCCUUCUUUGGUUGAUGAAAUCCAAAUCCAAACACCCACACCCCCUCCACCUAUUAUCAUCGUUGAGAAAUCUGAAGAAAAUUACAAAGAACUCUCCAAAUCUUUAGGAAAUAUUGUUUUGAGUAUCAGGGAUUUGAGUGAUAAACUUGACAAAAAACUCGAAGAACCUCCUCCUAUUAUUUUACCUCCUAUGAUACCCGAGAAGGCUAAAAUACCAAUAUAUAUUGAUUCCGAUAAAGAUACAGUAUUCCGACCAAAGGUUGAAGAGGAGCAAAAGAUAGAUCGUUACUAUAUAGAGACGGAUCGUCCUAUUGCCAAGGUGAUUGACACCCCCAUUGUUAAAUCACAAAGGAAAAACAUGAAAACACGAAAAAUUAAAAAAGUGAGGAUGGAAGAAACUGAAAACAUAUUGCAACAAUAUCCCGAUUACCAAAUUAAUCGCAGUAAUUUUUACUUCGGGGACGGUUCGGAGGCUGCCUUAGAAACUGGAAAAGGAAGUUUGAGUAAAGCCACUCAUUUGCAAAAUGGAGAUAUCGCAAAAGACGUAUCAGAAGCAUACUACGUUAAAGCAUCUGUUAAUGGAGGUCCAUCUAAUUAUAAACAAUAUAUGGCUUAUGAGCAAAAAGCAUCAAGAAAAUUUGAGCUUCCCAACAUUGAAUUACCAAACGAAUCGGACAAAAAGAUGAUAGAUCAAAAUUAUGGGGGAAACAUAUAUAAAAAGUUGGAUUCACCUGAUGGAAAACUUAUAACUCAUACACAUAUGAUGAAAGAAAAGGCUGAAAAUACACCCGAUAGUAAGGCGAAUAUUAUAGAAUCAGAAGAUGAGCCUGAAGUCGUAGAAUUUUAUAAAAAGACACAAACUCACAAACACAAAAAAAUUGUUAUAAAGUCUGACGCUGGGGGCACAGAAAAGAUAAUAACGGAAAAUAUAUAUGACCCACCUAUUAUAAUUACUAAAAGCUCGAGAUCUUCCGACGGUAAUGAUAACAUAAGGAUAGAAAAGGAAUUUAGUCACGAAAAAUCCAAUUAUAGAGGUGAUUCUUCGCUCUACAAUAAUAGACAAGCAGAAUGGGCUAACGAGAAAUAUAAUUCGAAUUUUGGGCCUCAGAAUGAAUCAUUCGUUUCCACAAACCUGUCUUCGAAAAAAAAUGAACAAAUAUUAGACGAUGACUCCGGCAUCGUGAAUUCAUCGCCACCUUACCCUCCUUCAGUGGGAAACUUUUCGCCUUCUUUGAGGAGAGAUUAUAAUGUUAGCAGGACACCGGAAAAUAUAACGUUGAUACCUAAUAGGUUUAGAGAUUCUUACCAAUAUCGAGAAGGGGGCAGUAAUACAAAUGUAGACAAAGAAGGCAAAUAUUGGCAUUUCAAUGAAUCCAACAAGCAGUAUCCUUAUCCAAUAGCUCCUAAAUAUAGAGAUAAUUGGCAUGGAGGUUAUAGGCCAACAAAUUAUGAUAAAGCCUGGGAAGAUUUGAGCGAGAGACAAAGCCAAGUUGAUGACAGUGAAUCAUUGCGAAAUUUUUCUCCCAACAUCGAUAACAAUUACAGAACCAAUAAACUUGGCCCAAAUAGAUUAGAUAUUGAAAAAAUGUCAAAAGAAGAAUUUAAAUAUAAAAAUCCCUAUCAAUAUUCCUAUGAUCAAGUUAAAGAAAAUGGGUUUAACUCUAAUUCGUCACCCGAACGUGGUCCAUUUAACGAAACAAAUCACUAUCGAUCCGAUUUUCAACCCAAUUUUUAUGUGCCAACUAUUCCAGCCGUCAGAAAUGAUAAUAGAAAUACGCAAAUAAUUGAUAGGGAUGGUAAUUUGACAUUAGAUCAAAGACCUGAUGGCAAUUUCGAAAAGUGGAAAUAUGUGUAUAAGGAUGAUAAAAAUGGUGAAAUAAUUGAAGAACAAGGGAAAAAAACUUUUAAUAAAAUUUCUGCCAAUAGCAGAAAAGAAAUGGAUAAAGAAUUUAAAGUUAUUAACACUCCCGAAAAGAAAAAAAUAGAUUUUUCUACAAAAUUUUUCCCUAAAAACAAUUAUGAAAAUAAAUAUCGCAUUCAAGCCUGAAUGUUAAUUUUAUCAAUAUUUUAAUAUCUUUUUCAAUGAGCGUUGGUUAAUAAUUU